CCCUUUCCUCCGUGACACGCACACCCAAAAUGCCCUCGGAAGAGACAAAGGAAAGGAUCAUUAAGGCGGUAGAGCUUGGACGCACCGUCGUCCACUAUGGCUGGAUUCCUUUCAUCAUCUACAUUGGCUACACGAGGAGUAACCCGCAGCCAUCACUGAUCAAGUAUGUGGUUCUGCUACCAUUUCUUCCAGCGGUAGAGCUGACUCUCGCGCAGGUUGAUUAGUCCCCUUGCAUGAUCCUGAGCCUACGUCUGUACACCUAAUUCAUUGUUUGUCCUCGCUAUCUUUGCAAGCCGGAUCAUACGUCUGAGUGAAAACAAGCUCUUGGGAAUGGUCGGCUACGAUGCAAACGGAAAACGUCGCACUAUGGCAAUGCGAAGGAUAGCAGAGCAACGCACUGAGCGAUAGCAAAUUAUGGACA
Messenger RNA from Fomitopsis serialis, 421 nucleotides. Its product is annotated as TOM7 family-domain-containing protein. The transcript is spliced from 4 exons. NCBI's taxonomy places the organism in Eukaryota, Fungi, Basidiomycota, Agaricomycetes, Polyporales, Fomitopsidaceae. Gene Ontology annotation, cellular component: mitochondrial outer membrane translocase complex; mitochondrial outer membrane. Bases 30 to 224 code for a protein of 64 amino acids. Gene Ontology annotation, biological process: protein insertion into mitochondrial outer membrane; protein import into mitochondrial matrix. The record is from RefSeq and is a predicted model, not a curated record.